CUAGACCUGACAUUGCCUAUGCAGUUAGUGUUUUGAGUCAGUUCAUGCAUGAUCCAAGGAAACCACAUCUAGAAGCAGCCUAUAGGGUUCUUCACUACCUAAAAGGAAGUCCAGGGCAAGGGAUAAUAUUCAGGAAGGGUGGGCAAUUAUCAGUCCAAGCCUUCACUGAUGCAGAUUAUGGUGGCUCCCUCGUUGACCGCCGGUCAACUACUGGUCCCUGUGUUUUCCUAGCAGGAAACCUCGUGACAUGGAGAAGCAAAAAACAGAAGGUUGUGGCACGAUCAUCUGCUGAAUCUGAGCUAAGAGCUCUUGACCAUGGCUUAUGUGAACUUCUAUGGAUCAGAAUUAUUCUCUUAGAUUUACAAAUCGAGUGGAAAGAACCAAUGGAAUUGAGGUGUGAUAACAAAUCAUCAAUCAACAUAGCUCAUAAUCCAGUCCAACAUGAUCGGACCAAGCAUAUUGAGAUUGAUAGGCACUUUAUCAAAGAAAAGGUUGAAGGAGGUCUGAUCGAACUAAGCUACACUCCCUCAGAAGAUCAAGUUGCAGAUGUGUUUACCAAACCUCUGCACAGUCCUAGGUUCCAGGGUCUUAUUGUCAAGCUAGGCAUGACGAAUAUCUACAAACCUAGCUUGAGGGGGAGUGUUGAUAAAACGAAGAGACAUCAUUAAUCUAGGAUUUAUUUUCCUUAUUAUUACUGUAAUUAUGUAUCUUUAGUGCUUCAGGUUGUAUUUAAUAGCUGU
Cuscuta europaea is the source of this 740-nucleotide messenger RNA. The record is from the annotation of a GenBank genome assembly. NCBI's taxonomy places the organism in Eukaryota, Viridiplantae, Streptophyta, Magnoliopsida, Solanales, Convolvulaceae.